Molecule: messenger RNA, 3024 nt
Organism: Polistes canadensis
Lineage: Eukaryota; Metazoa; Arthropoda; Insecta; Hymenoptera; Vespidae
Gene: Gcna
Product: MATH and LRR domain-containing protein PFE0570w
Exons: 8
Coding region: 1-2844 (947 amino acids)
Cellular component (GO): nucleus
Source: RefSeq, a predicted model, not a curated record
AUGAGUGAUUCCAGUGAUGAUUCUUUUUCGCCUUUUCCUUUUAGCAGAAAUAUAAGAAAUAGGAAAUAUAGAGCAGAAUAUAGAGAAGAUUUUUCAUUAAAAUUAUCAGAGUAUUCUAUAAUAGAAGAUACUCAAGAUAUUCUUUCUGAAAAUAGCAAAAUGAAUACAAAAAAGGAUUCUAUAAUAGAAGAUACUCAAGAUAUUCUUACUGAAAAUAGCAAAAUGAAUACUAGAAAGGAUUCUAUAAUAGUCAUUAGCGACUCGAGUCCUGACAAUAGUUUAGAAUAUUGUAGUAAAGAAAAGAUUAGUACACCUGUAAUACCAAAAAACACCUACAAGAGUGCAAUAAGGUCUAUAAAUUAUACCUUGGAAAUAUCUGAUAAUUCGGAUGACGAUAAAACUUUUAAUGAAAAAUAUAGAAACGUAUCGACAAGAAAUAGACGUGUUAGUAAAUUUUCUAAUUCUAUUGACAAAAUUAAUUCACGAGAUAAGAAUUAUUAUUGUACUUCUGAUGAUAGUUCCAAGGACAGCAGUAUGAUAAGUUCAGAACACAAUAAAAAAACUAAUGCGUAUAAAAAAGAUAUUAAUCCGACGUUAUUAAAUAUGCGACAUAAGAAUGAGAAUUCGAAUAGACAACUAAAAAAUACAUUAAAAAAUGGAAAUAGUGUGUAUACCCCUGUUUCCAAAUAUAAUUCAUUGAGUAAAUUGACUGAUAUUAAUAGUAAUAGUUCUAAGAAAUCAAAUACUCCUGUACAGUUGACAAACAGUGAUUUAAAUAAAAUCCUAAAAAAUAUCAAGUCGACAAAAGCUGUCUACGAAAGCCCAAGAACUCCUGUAGUCUCUAAUAUUGUAAUCAAUGAAACUUUAGAUGAAGGAGAAUUGCAUCCAGCAUUAUCAAGCGAUGACAGUUUAAUAAAAAGAUUUGACAAGCCACCUGCAACAAUUAUAGAUGAAACGAAUAGCGAUAUUAGCAAAAGUAACUUUUCUGAAAGAAAUAUGAUAACUUCGUAUAAAAUAUAUGAUAAAUCUAUCAAUGCUCCUGUUAUAGACGAUAAAGCACUAUGCUUAACAGAAGAAUUGAAACAAGAAAUUUGUAAUUGGAUUAAAAUGAGUUCACCGCAUUCUAUAAGUGAUAGUUCAUUCACUAAUGUAUCUGCAAGCAUUAGAAAUAGCAUAAAUUCUGGGAACAGUAGUUUAGAAAGAUUGGAGUUGAAUUAUGAAACACCGAAUAACAGAAAUAUAAUAAAAUUAAAAAUCAUUGAGAAUAAUGUUGGUGUAUCGAAUACAAAUAAUAAAACUAGUUCUAUGUCAAAAUCAAAACAAGAAACACCACAUAAAUUUUUACGCAAACUCAAUGAGAAUGUUCUUACGCCUUCGAGCGUUCGUCAGAAAAAGAAAGCUACUAAUCAGUGUAUUAAUUUAGAUACAAAACAAUCCAAUAAUAUGAACAUUGCACAUUGUACAGAUAUAUUAGAUGAAUUGUAUGGUAAUAUUUGGAGGAAUAAUGCAACUGCCUUACUUUCAACUCCUACGAAUAAACAAAAAAACGUUAUAACAAAAGAUAAAGCUGUGCAAACAGAAAGAAAAGCAACGAGUUAUAAAUAUUAUACAACAAAACUAGGAGAUAAACAGAAUAGAUGUGAUACAAGUCAAAAACAAUUAAAGCAUAAAACGCAAAGGAAUAGUUUUAUUUGUGAUAGUUCUUCCUCUGAUACUGAAACCCAAAGCUUAUAUUUCACCGCUCUAACAACUCCACUCGCAUCUGAUCUUACGCCAAAUAAAAUUAAUACUAAAUCACGUCCUGUUCAAAGACUCUUUGAAAUAUGUGAUUCUGAUACGGAUGAUGAAUAUAGUACUAAUCCCUCUUUUGAAGUACGAAAGAUAUUAAAUAAGAAAAAUUUAUCAUUUAAUGAUGAAGAAGGUAGUUCCGAUACAAGUGAAUUUGAUCCAAGCGAUGAUAUUACUAAAAAACGUGUAUAUAAAAAAAGUAUAAAAAAAACAACAAGAAAUGUAGCACCAACGAAACAGAGAGAUCUUUCGUCUGAAGAAAGCGAGCCAAAGAAUAAACACAAAGGUUUUUUAGCUUCUCUAUCUGAUUCAGUACCUCUGAUCAAUGCUCAUCCAGAUGCAAAAAAAUAUAGGCUUGCGUAUAAAAAUAAUAAAGAAGAGCUUUGCAAGUAUUUGUAUAAAUUGUAUAACGAGAAUAUUUUUGACAAGAAGUUACCAGAAAAUAUGUUGAUAGAAUGGAAUGUUCGUAUGAGAGGAACAGCUGGUUAUUGUUACAAUAAAAAAUCUAUUAAACCACUAGGAGGGAUUCUUAGAUCUUCGAGAGUAGUAUUAUCGACUAAGGUUUUAGAUACACCUGAUAGACUAAGGGAUACAUUGAUACAUGAAAUGUGCCAUGCUGCUACUUGGCUAAUAAACGACGUAUCCGAUGGUCAUGGACCAUUUUGGACGGCAUGGGCGAACAAGGCAAUCAAAGUAUUUCCUGAACUUCCACCUAUUCGUCGUUGUCACGAUUAUAAAAUUAAAACAAAAUUUACAUAUAGAUGCAUCGAAUGCGGAUAUAGUAUUGGACGACAUUCUAAAUCUUUAGAUAUCGAAAAAAAACGAUGUGGUCACUGUUAUGGUAAAUUCGAACUACUCAUCAAUAAGACAACAAAAUCUGGUACGGUUCAAGUGCAAACGCCGAAAAGAGAACCAUCCGCAUUUGCACUUUACGUUAAAAAAAAUUAUAAUACGGUGAAAAAGGAGAAGAACUUGAAACAUGCUGAGGUGAUGAAAGUUUUAGGCCAAAAGUUUUCGGCAAUUAAAAUAACCAAGAAAAACGUUAACGAUGAUUGACAAUAACAAAGAUUCGUUCGAGUGAACGUAUAUUCUUUGUAGUUUUUUAAAAAGUUUUUCAUAACUUUAUGCAUAUUUUUUAAUUACGUUUUUAAUCUUACCAUUGCAGGGACGACACAUGUUAAGAUAAGAAUUUUGUAUGUAAAUUUAAGAAAAAUAUAAUAAAGAAUACGUAUAAGA